AAAAAGCUCAAAGCUCGCAUGCCACAAGGAGAAAAUGAACGAGACGAGCUCAUGGAGCAUAUACAGUACCAGAGAUGGAGAGAGUGAGGGGCCAUGGAGAUCGUCGACGUCGAUGAAUGCCAUCUCUUUUGGGCUCGUAGCUACGGCGAUACUCAUCUCCAUGUUCUUGAUAAUGGCCAUCUUCGAGCAUCUCUUCAGGCCCGAGAACUCUACAUUUGAUUCACCACAUCGGAUCAGACAAAGACAGAGCCAGAGCAGAGAUGGGUCCACUCAGUUCCAGAAACUUGCUCAUCAAGCAUCCAUGUCGAAGCGCAUUAACUUGCCACUUUUCGACAUUAAUGAUAAGGAGUAUGACGUGGUAGGUUCCGGUGAAUACGGCGGUGGAUGUGUCGGUAGUGAUGCCGGGAGAGAAGCUGCCGUCGCACAUAGCUUUGCCGGCUCCUUUACCUUGUCGAAGAGAAGGCCUUCGUUGGGAUCUCCACCUCUAAAUAUUAGUGUUGGACUUGGAAGCUGG
Molecule: messenger RNA, 514 nt
Organism: Thlaspi arvense
Lineage: Eukaryota; Viridiplantae; Streptophyta; Magnoliopsida; Brassicales; Brassicaceae
Source: the annotation of a GenBank genome assembly